GCCUCCCACGCCCAGGGCAGGAGACCUCAGGAGGAAAAUACAUCCUGUGUCCCAGGCUCCUCCAGAGGCAGGCACACUGGAAGGGCACGACCAUGUGCGAGCUGUAUAGCAAACCGGACACCCUGGCGCUGCGGGGCAAGCACAUCGGGCCCUCUUGCAAGGUUUUCUUUGCUGCGGAUCCCAUCAAAAUAAUGCGAGCCCAGGGGCAGUACAUGUUUGACGAGAAAGGCCAAAGGUACUUGGACUGCAUCAACAACGUGGCUCACGUGGGACACUGCCACCCAGAAGUGGUCAAAGCCGCGGCGAAACAGAUGGAACUACUCAACACGAAUUCUCGCUUCCUCCACGACAACAUCGUGGAGUACGCCAAGCGCCUUACAGCCACCCUGCCGCAGACGCUCUCUGUUUGCUACUUUACAAAUUCGGGAUCUGAAGCCAAUGACUUAGCCUUACGCCUGGCACGGCAGUUCCGAGGCCACCAGGAUGUGAUCACUCUUGACCAUGCUUACCAUGGUCACCUGACAUCGUUAAUUGAGAUCAGUCCCUAUAAGUUUCAGAAGGGCAAAGAUGUCAAGAAGGAAUUUGUACAUGUGGCACCAACUCCAGAUACUUACAGAGGGAAAUACAGAGAGGACCACGAAGACGCAGCCACAGCCUAUGCAGAUGAAGUGAAGAAAAUCAUCGAAGAGGCUCAGAGCAGAGGAAGGAAGAUUGCCGCCUUUAUUGCUGAAUCCAUGCAGAGUUGCGGUGGACAAAUUAUUCCUCCCGCGGGCUACUUCCAGAAAGUGGCUGAACAUGUUCGCAGGGCAGGGGGCGUGUUUAUCGCGGAUGAAGUUCAAGUAGGCUUUGGCAGAGCUGGGAGGCAUUUCUGGAGCUUCCAAACGCAUGGCGAAGACUUCAUUCCAGACAUCGUCACCAUGGGGAAACCUAUGGGCAACGGUCACCCCAUGGCCUGUGUGGUGACAACCAAAGAAAUUGCAGAGACCUUCAGCAGCACUGGCGUAGAGUAUUUCAAUACAUAUGGAGGAAACCCAGUGUCUUGUGCUGUUGGGUUAGCUGUGCUGGACGUAAUUGAGAGAGAAAACCUUCAGGGAAAUGCUGUACGAGUGGGGAAUUACCUCAAGGAGCUACUGGAAGCACAGAAAGCUAAGCACCCUUUGAUAGGGGAUAUCAGAGGUGUUGGCCUUUUUAUUGGCAUUGAUCUGGUGAAGGACCAUGAGAAAAGGACGCCUGCAACAGCCGAAGCGCAGCACGUCAUUUAUAAGAUGAAGGAGAAAGGGGUGCUUCUCAGUGCCGAUGGCCCCCACAGGAAUGUGCUCAAAAUCAAGCCACCCAUGUGCUUUACAGAAGAAGAUGCAAAGUUCAUGGUGGACCACCUUGAUGGUAUCUUAACAGACUUAGAAGAAGUCACAGAAACCAAGAGUGACGGGGUGAUCUCUGAGAAUGUAGUUUGCAGAACAAAGGAAGUCCACGUGGAACAGCCCAAUCAUGGCGCCACCGAGUCCAGGGAAAACCACAGCAGAAAGAGAAACGGUGUAUGCUCAGAUCAGCACACGCUGCUCAGCAAAAGACUCAAGACGUGAAGGAUGAGCAGUAAACGGCAGAUAAACAUCUAUGGAUAAAGAGAGCGAGAGGAUGCACCUCAUCUCUUAGUCAUCCUUAGAGUUUUCAGUCUGCUAAACUACAUCAACAUGAUUAGUUCAACCUCUGGACUGUUGAUUCCUUACCUGCAAUUCUAGAAGUAUUUGUUCUCCUCAAACUGAAUUUUCAAAUGCAGAACUCAACUGAAUGCUGCAUUUCUCUUGUCUUAAUGUUUGAAAUUAGAGAAACAAGUCAAGUAGAUUCCUUAAAUUCAGAGAAUUGGUACAUUAAAGUAUUUUAACAUGAGAAAUACUCUAAAUUGGUUAAUAUAUAAAAUAUAUGGAUUUUAAUCAAAUAAAAGAUGAUAUAAACAAAGAUGAUGACUAUAAAAUGCAGCGAGCAGUACAGAUCAGAGCGGUGAAAUCAAAGUCAUUCCAAAAGGAACCACAGAGCGCAGAGGAAAAGGUCAGUGGUCCCCGAGAAACCUGGUCACUGGCCACCCUGGGGAAACUGAAAUGGACACAUGAAGUCUAAGUUACUCUAAAUGAAAAUCAAAAUAAACAGUUGACUAACUCGAAGGAAGCAAUGCCUUCUAGAUACAAUACACAUAUGGGACCAAUACACAUGUGAGCUCAUAAAGACUGUAGCAACAUGUGUACCAGACCUGCUCAGCUUCAAGCCAGUCAGGGUCCACUGAGAGGGAGGUAGACACAGGGUCACACCCCUAACCAAGAAGCUAUCUGCACUUGAUAGCCACUGGCAAAGGGAAAGUGUCAUCGGGUGUAUUAAUCACAGCCCAGGGAGGCCCAUGCCCUGGAGCAGCUGGCCAACACAGAAUGAACUCAUCUUGUGGUAUUUUUUUUUUAGACCCUUUUGUUCCAUUUUGCUUUGUUUGGGCUUUCUUCCUUAUUGGUCUUUUGCUUGCUUAUUUUAAUUUUCAUCUUUUUGGUUGUUUGUUCUGUUUUGUUUUUUCGAGACAGGGUUUUUCUGUAGCUUUUGGAGUCUGUCCUGAAACUCACUAUGUAGACCAGGCUGGCCUCAAACUUACAGAGAUCUGCCUGCCUCUGCCUUCCAAGUCCUAAAAUUAAAGGUG
Messenger RNA from Chionomys nivalis (European snow vole), 2674 nucleotides. It is a transcript of the gene Etnppl, whose product is annotated as ethanolamine-phosphate phospho-lyase. Gene Ontology annotation, molecular function: ethanolamine-phosphate phospho-lyase activity; transaminase activity; pyridoxal phosphate binding. The record is from RefSeq and is a predicted model, not a curated record. NCBI's taxonomy places the organism in Eukaryota, Metazoa, Chordata, Mammalia, Rodentia, Cricetidae. Gene Ontology annotation, cellular component: mitochondrion. The transcript has 12 exons. Bases 93 to 1583 code for a protein of 496 amino acids.